AUGGACUACGAAUGCAAGCCCAAGGUUACGGACUCGUGCUCAGAUGAACUUCCCAAGGGCAUGCCUCAUCACUUUGCGACGCUACCUACUUACGUUUAUGCGGUCUCCUCUUCAACGGUCAACUCGUUCCAUACGUCGGAAGACCGACUACUGCGCGGACCCCGCCCUUUGAAAACAUUUCCCCCACAAGCCUCAACCCGGACGUCCUCGAUAGGGAGUACAGAAGAGAAGCAGAGUCGUGCAUUUGGCAGUCGAAGACUGCAGCGACCGAGUCCCUUUGGCACUUUCGUCAGACACAGUUCUGCCCCAAGUAUCGGGCGAAGCUCCCGGCCGACUUCGCGUCCUGGGACAAAUACCGAUUCUAUCUACUCCAGUACUUUGGCACCUGGACGGCCAGUGGUGUAUAUGGAUGCUCCAAAUGGCUGUUCGGACACUUUCUGGUCGGCCGUCAACUUCAGCAGCCGCCCAUCCACCUCGUCUACGUCUCGGCCAAGAUCUAAGUCGGUAUCCAUGCAGAAUGGUCUGGAAGAGGGCUUGUAUUUUCCGCUCGACGCUGCUCCCGAGGUGGAGGUCGGAAUGGGCGAUCGACCUGGCUAUACCAAGAUUCCUCUUUACGUUCCGAGAAGGAUCGAGCGAGACCGGGCCUGCCCUAGGCCAGACCAGAUGCGGCCUACCUUGACACCGGUGCCUGCUAUGCCCAGUAUAGCAGCGGAACAACUUGCAGUUCAUCAGGAAUUUACAACCGCUAACCCAGCCAUCUCUGAUAUGUCACUCACCUCGCUGCAAGGCCAGACAUCCGUGCAAUCACAUACGGAGAGGGAGCAAAUGCUACGAGAAGUAGAACCUCAACCCCGAGGUCGACCAAGCACAGGCAGUCGCGACCGCCUUUCUAAGGCGCUGACCAACGCAUGGUCGGAAAGGACACUGCGGAAGAAGCAAAAAGGUGGGCAGAAAACGGGCCUCCACUAG
Molecule: messenger RNA, 969 nt
Organism: Capronia coronata CBS 617.96
Lineage: Eukaryota; Fungi; Ascomycota; Eurotiomycetes; Chaetothyriales; Herpotrichiellaceae
Exons: 2
Coding region: 1-969 (322 amino acids)
Source: RefSeq, a predicted model, not a curated record